AUGAAGACUGGCGAAGAGGAGAGGGUACUGCAAGACGAGAGUCGCGUGGCUGGGCAACGAAGCCUGGAUCCGUUUGAGUUCCUUGUGGGCUACGCAGACGGAGGCUGCGGCUGCCAGAAGGCGAAGGAGGGGGGAGCAACAAUCCUUGAGGUUGGCUGCAGUGGCCGCACCCGGUGUAUAACGAGGCAUUACGAGGAAGCAAUGUCUGAGGGGGUGUAUCUCAAGGUGUAUUCAGUAGGCUUGUUCUGGAUGGUCUUUCCAAAACAAGCCUACUACGCCCGCAACAUUUCAUACCUUACCCUUAGGGUAAAUUUGCGCAAUGAAACCGCAAUCAGCCUAUAA
Molecule: messenger RNA, 342 nt
Organism: Melampsora larici-populina 98AG31
Lineage: Eukaryota; Fungi; Basidiomycota; Pucciniomycetes; Pucciniales; Melampsoraceae
Exons: 3
Coding region: 1-342 (113 amino acids)
Source: RefSeq, a predicted model, not a curated record